This is a messenger RNA of Gymnodraco acuticeps, 4054 nucleotides long. Its product is annotated as coiled-coil domain-containing protein 9B. Lineage: Eukaryota; Metazoa; Chordata; Actinopteri; Perciformes; Bathydraconidae. The transcript is spliced from 14 exons. The record is from RefSeq and is a predicted model, not a curated record. The coding region runs from base 187 to 1878 and encodes 563 amino acids.
GAGGGAGCACGAGCGGAUGGGUGCUGUGCAAUCCGUAAACAGGGGAGCUCUGAGCAUUUGUUAGACGUCUUGGCUGCUUGCCCAACUUGGCUCAUUGUAAUCAAGGCAUGAUCGUCGACUCCAGGCAGCACUCUCUGCCGUCCCGGCUGCCUCUCGCCUGGACCCUGCCCAGCUCUCAGCGCUGACAUGGAAAGACCUGCCCCCAGUGACAUGAUGCCCAAGAGGGAUCAUGAGAGGGACCUGGAGCUGGACAGGAAAAUCGAGGCUCUCCGCAGGAAGAAUGAGGCGCUCAUGAAGAGGCACAAGGAAGUUGAAGAGGACAGGAAAAGGGCAGAAGAGGAAGGAAUUAUGCUGCAGAGCCGAAAGGGCAAAGCUGAGGAUCUUACCAUCACAAUCAGCAAGACCACCAAUCAGGAUAGUCGGGUUGUGGUGAAGAAGCCAUUCAGCGGUGGAUCACCAGCAGGUAAAGGACAGGAGGAGGCCGGGCCCAACAUGGGAGAAGAAGGCCCUCCGCAGGGUCCCAGCCGGGGCCACAGGAAGCAGCUAAUGGUCACCAUGGCUGGCAAAAAGGGUAAGAGGGUGGUGAGUGAGAGGCCAGAGAAGAGGCCAGGCUCUGCGGACGUAAAGAGCCCUGCAGAUGACGGACAGACGAGGCGUGUGGAGUCGUCGGGGAGGGUGAAGCAUCCACCUCACAUGACCAAAAGGGACACGGCAGCACAGGAUGAAGUUAAACAAGGGCAGAAGCACGCUGAGGAGCAUCAAAGGCUUUCAGAGCAAUGCCAGGAGUCUGAGAGCCUGCAGGCCAGCACAGACCUUAACAUCCCCACGUCGAAGGAGGAGCAGGAGGGGUAUGCGCGAUGGAAGAGAGAGCGUGAGCAGAUCGACAAGGAGCGAGUGGCACGCCACAAAAACUCCAAGGGCCAGUGGAGACGGGCGUGGGACCUGGACAAGACUGACUACAUGUUUUCAGACAAAUCCAUCCCUGACUGGGGGCCUUCCAGCAGAGGUGGACGAAAUGCUAGAGGGAGAGGACAGUCCAGGGCAGGUCACGAGAAGCGGGGGAAAGACAAGGGAGCUAAAAACGUGCAAGUGAUAAGCAGCAAAGCAAAAGGCAUAGAGCGUCUGACAGGAAGAGCGAGGAGAUGGCAGGCAAAUGAAGACGGAGACAUCCUCCAGUCUGCUGACACAACGUUAGAGGAAUUCUUGGAGGAACUUGACGCCCUCACAGACGCUGAUGUAGAGGAUCAGAAAGAUGUGGACUUGAAAAUGAAACCGUCACAGAGCCCAGAUUCACUGAGAACAUCUGAGGAAGUGAGUGGAUCCACCACUGCAGUCACAGAGGACACCCCCCCAGAUGACAUGGCAGAUACGUCGUCCCCUCAGGGUUCGGAAAAGAAAGUACGCUUCUCAAAGGAACUCAUCCAGGGGUCUCACUCAAAUCAAACCACAGGCUCUCAGGACUCUGCCUGCUCAGAAUCAAGAGGUGCAAGCUCCUUGAAAGAUUCCUCACCUAAAAAACAACAACAUCAAGUGCAGGGGCCACAGCUGCCUCUUGAAAGUGCAAAGCAGGACGUGGAUCAGGAAGGUGUCUCGUCAGCUCCUCCUAUUGCCCAGCAGCAGGCUUCUGAAAUCAAAUGUGGUGAAAAAGACAGUGGCCCCAGUACAGCUCCCAGCUCCAUCUCCACCGAAAAAGACAGUGCCUCUCGACAGGAGACCUCUGUUCAAUCUAUAGAGCUUGCCAAGUGCAACAUCAGCAACACAAACACAGAAGAACUAAUAGACUCCGGCCUGUCUGUCCUGAGUCUGGAGUCGGGAGAAACACACCCAACACACUCCACCAGCAGCGACAAGGCAAGAGAGCAUGGGAAGAUUGUUUGACAUUUUCGGGAUGUAAAUACUGAAACCAAGUCACAGCAACACAGACUUUGCCACCUUGCAUUUGCAUUUUGCUUCAGGUAGCUCAUUUGAGAUGCCCUGAUUAUGGCUUACACAGAGCACCAUGGUUUAAUUCUGCUAUGGUUUUCAAAUCGUCUCAAAUUUGGAUGAAGGAAUGUUCAACAUUUUCCUGCUCAAAUAUUUUUUACAUCCAAGCACUAUGAGUAUUACAAGCAUGUGUACUGACAAAAUAUUCAGCAUGUCAGUACGCUGCCUUAGUGCAAUAUCAUUGAAUGUUUACAUUUGUAUGAAAAUGUCAAGGUACAUAUCAGGAGGUAAGCUAAUCAGUAACACUUAGAUAUAGCUCUUGAAUAAAAACUUCAGCCACAGUCUAAUUAUCUAGUGCCUGAUUCUGCCUUAGAGGUUUUUUUCAAUAAGUAAAUUAAAGUCUGUGUUAUAUAAUGAUACAGUAGUGACUGACAUACAGUAGAGCCUGUAUUUCUACCCACAGAUAGUGUUUAUUUACUACUUCCUGCAUCAGUCUAUGGCCUUUCACCAAUCAAAAAUCAAAUCCUUGUUAAAUGGCACAUUUGAGACUUUUUGGCCAUAGGCUUAGGUUUCUCAAAUAUAACUCCAUUUUGUUGUUCUUAAGAGUUUUAAGGGGUACUUAAUCAAGGACACAUCAAGCUCUGUUUACGCUUCUUGGUGAGCGUUACUCAUCUUGUAAAAUGUAAACAUUUUCUGUGGCUCUAGAGGAAGUUUAUCAAAUUGGAUAAAACAAGCAUAAUUGAAGUCUCAAACGUGCCCUUUAACACAUAGUUUUACAGCUGAAUCCCAAUCAUCUGGUCUUCCUCAGACUCUUAUGUUUCUUCUUAACAUGGAAUUGUAAUUGUCUGUAAAAUUACUUAUUUAAACAACGGACUGCAGGAUAAUGAAAGUGAACCUUUUGUGAAUCAAAAACUAAUUUGGGAACUAGAACAUUAUGUUAUUUGAAUAGCUUGCUCCUGCUGUUUUAAAACAAGCAGUGUUAAGCGACCCAGUGCAUAACAGCCUCCAGCCUUUUUCUCUGUAGAGGCUUUUGGCCCCUGUGGGACCCACAGACUUUCAGCCUUUAGUCCACAGUCAAAACACUGGGAUUCAGCUGCAAUUCCCUUUUGGCAUUGUUUUGUAUUGUGAGCUCUUGUAUAAUCAUAAAAGACAACUUAUAUUUUUGAAAAGCUGAUGAAGCUUCAAGAAUUUAGCCAUUUGUUGUGCCUUGCAUAUUGGCUUCUUCAAAUAUUGAAGGUGUACCUUAAUUGUGUGUACCAUAACAUGCAGUAGUGUUAAACACUGUACUAAACAUCAGCAUUGAUUUUAUUUAUUUGCCUUUCCAUUUGGACAAAAGAAUGUUAACUAGAAUGAUUUUACACAGCUAAAUAUGUUGUGAAACAAUGUCUACUCUAUGUACAUUUCAGUAGCUGUUUUUUCCCUUUGUGACAUGUAUGGAUUUGUUUUAUUUAUUGCCAUUCUUAGAUUUAUUUUUGGUUUCAAGUGACAACUAUAGUAAGAGGCCUCACAAGAACUCUGUCCUCAAAUAAGUUGUUGGUUUCCGCCAGGCAAUAAUACAAAAACAGUUAUGUAACCGUAAGUAGUGAACAUAGUGGCUUACUCCGUGGGGCCCUGUCAGCUUCAGCUGUAGUUACAUACAAUAUAAAUCAUCAGAAAUCUAGCACACUGGAAAAACUAAGAAACAAUUCAGAAAUUCUAGACAUCAAGAAAGAAUGUGUGCUGUUUUUGAGUUGUGGCCUUAUUCUAUAUUAUAUAUGGAAUUUGAAUGGAGGGUAAAGGAAACAUUUGUUUGCAAAACAGAUAAUACAGAUUACCUCUGAAAUAUUUAAACUUCCCUGUGGGAUUCAAUUGAGUGAAAUGAAAUGUAGAACCUACAGCCAUAGAGCAGCUGUGCAUUUGUGCUUGAUUAGCAUUUAGUUAUUAUACAUCUGCACUGUCACCUCCACUGCUGUCCUCCAUGUUUUCCCAUACUCUCAUAAGGAAGGAAAAUGUGUGAGUGCCUGUGUAUAAGUGUGUAUGUGAUUACUACUUAUUUAAAUAUGUGUGCAACAUAGCUUAAUUUACCCUAAAUCCAUUUGGAAGGAGGCAUACAGAUCAUGAAUAAAGCUUUUCUGUUUUUCAAACUCUCAAA